Molecule: messenger RNA, 657 nt
Organism: Linum tenue
Lineage: Eukaryota; Viridiplantae; Streptophyta; Magnoliopsida; Malpighiales; Linaceae
Source: the annotation of a GenBank genome assembly
AUGAAUUUCGUAAACAAGCUCGGUUUGGUGCUAACCGUCGUCUUCGUGAUCUCCCUCGUCUUCCUCUCCCUCCAGAUCCUCUACCUCCUCUGGCGGAAGAGGCGCUUCCAGCAGACGGAGUUCGGCAGCAGCGGAGGAGGCGACCACCACCACCACGACCAGGCGUCGGCUCUGUCGCCGUCCAAGGAGCUGCUCUACUUCUUCUGCUGGAAGAAUUACCAGGCCAGCCGAAUCGAACCGGCCGACGCCGCCGCCGUCUCCGUCGGGGUGGUCCCGGCAGCAGCAUCGGCGCCGACUGAGGAAGACGAGGAGCUGGAGGAGAUGCUGAAGCUUCACCAACUGUACGGUGCUUCGAGGGCUCUGUUCACGAUCAAGGAGGAAACAGAGAGGGAGGAGAUCGAGAACGACAGCGCGUCUUCUCUGCCGCGAAACGCCGUCGUUACUGCAGAGACGAUGAAGAAGACGACCGAUACGGCGCGGGAAGUGGUGGUUGUGAUUGACUUUGACGGCGAGAGCGACGACGAUGAUGAAGCGACGCUGUUUAGGACGCCGUGCGGUUCCCCGCCUUACUACACGCCGUCGCCUUCACCUCCUCGCGAUCAGGACAGGCAAGACCCAGAGGCCCGUCUUAUUACUGUCAAAAUAGCCGGCCGUUAG